GCGUGAAUGCGCGAAUGCGCCAACGAGCGAAUCUUAAUGACUUGGAAAUUUGAAAUACGGUAAAUACAGCAAUGCUCACUACGGUGUGACGCUAAGGUAAUUGUAAUACAUUCAUCUCGUCGUCAGAUCCCUUAAAUAGCAAACUCUCGCCCAACAUCUCUCCUUCUUUCUUUCUUAUUUUCUCGUAAACAUCUUCCAAGCAACAUCUUCACACAACAAGAUCUCCAACAAAACGAGAUACUUAAUACAACGAGAUCCCCCACACGAGAUUUUCUACACAACAGGAUCUUCCACAAACACCUUCUCUUCAUCAACACUCAGAAACUGUUUGAUCUCUGCCAGAUCACUGGUAGUUGUUUGCAUUAACAUGCUUUCCAUAUCGACUCUUCUGCGCAAAGUCGCAUCCAAAAUCAAAUCUAAAAUCCAAUUCAAAGUCUCAAAGUCGAUGCAAAAAAACCCACCACCUUCGGUUUCUGACGACGCAUCAACACUCAAUAUCACCAUGGUCAAUGGUUCCUCCAAUUUUGAUCAUGAAUUCCCUCAAACUCCACAGUCAGCACCAGCUAUAGUUGACUCCGACUCUUCAGAUGAAACCAUGGAAAUUCCUGAACCUUCUGAAGGCACUCUUGAAGGAUUGCAGCAAUGUAUACAAUCCAACGCAGGUUCGCAAUCAUCUUCAUCUGAUUGUUCCCAUGUCUCAAAGGGUUCCGGCUCCACAUGGGAGUAUGAUGACCAGGAACCGUUUGCGACAUACACACCCAAAGUCAUUAAGUUGUGUCAUGAUCUUGGUCUUGGGGAGCCUUCAAAGGUCAAGCGUAUGAGUGGAGGUAGCAAUAAUAGGGUCAUUUCUCUUUCAUUUCCCGCGAAGAAUUCUAUCAAUGAUGAAGAGUACGUUCUUAGAAUUUGUCGAACAUUCCCUGCCGAUGAAAGCCCCAGGGAUCAGGCUGCUGUUCUUCACCAUGUUGCCCCAUUAAUGCCAGUUCCCAAAGUUCUGGCUUUCGAUCCUACUAGAGAAAAUGUCAUUGAGAACUCAUAUAUUCUUCAAGAGAAGCUUAGGGGCAGAAAUGCUGGAGAAGUCUACUAUGACUUGCCUGAGAAUGAGAAGAUCGAAGUCAUCGAUUUGGUUGCUGAUAUCAUCAAGAAGCUGAACGCCGUAAAGACCGAUCGUCCUGGUCAGUUUGUUGCAGGCCCUUCCUUUCCCGCUCUUUCGAACGGUCCAAUCACCACACCUACCGAUAUCGAUAUUACUGGCUAUAGAUUUGAAGAUUGCGGGACAUCAACGAACAUGGCCACCCUUGAGAAACAAUCUCUUGCAUCACUUUUAACCCACGCUUUUAAGACACGCAAGCAGUAUGACGAGGAUAGAGAAUGGUUUCACACCGAUGACUUAUGGGACGGUCUUUCAAAUAUGGCGAAGCAAAUGCAAACAGCCGGGUUGUUUUCAAAACGUGACACUGAUUGUGUUAUGUGGCACUGGGAUAUCGCAUUUCGUAACAUCUUGAUCGAAAAGAACACAUUGGGAAAAUGGGAGGUCACAAGUGUUUUGGACUGGGAUAUGCUUAAAUCUGUGCCCUUGGUCUUGACUAGAGCUCCUGCUGUGUGGAUUUGGUGCAAUGAAGGUAAUCGUUCAUCUAGAUGGUUUCAAGGGCUGUGUGAUAAAGAAAUCACACCAUCGCGAGCACUCACUUUACAGGAACUUCUUCUCAAGGGCUACUUUGAACAGAUCAUGCAAUGUGCUGAUCCAAAUUAUAUGGCGGAUACUUAUGGCCGUGGAGUUUGGAUUCGACGAUUAGGACAUUUUGCUGUUCGUGGCAUCACCGCUGUUGAAGACUUCGACAAGUAUCAGGAAUUGCUUCGGGACUGGAAUAAGUAUUAUAAAUCUUUCGGAUUUGAUACAGAUACAGAUACGGAUGAUGAAGAUAAUGAAGAUGGCUCGAAUGCUGAUGAAGAUGAAACAAGUGUUGCUGAGAAAUGCUCAUCUCAGACUUCAAGAAACUCGAAUCGGACAAAUCAAUCAAGUGCAUCGUCGACUUAUGAAUAUGCACAGGAGCCGUUUGAAACAUACAAGUUGAAAGUCACCCAGCUUUGUCAGAACAUCGGAUUCGGUUCUCCAUCGAAUGUUGAGCGAAUGGAAGGUGGAAGCUAUAAUCGAGUCAUCGGGCUCACAUUUCCGGGACCGUCUGAAGAUCGAAAUUUUGUUCUCCGCAUUCCACGCAAUCCAUUUGAAGAUGAUCAAUUGCAUAAAAUACGCGACCAGGCUGCCACACUCUUGUUUCUCAACAAAUUCGAUUUUCUCUGUGUGCCAACUAUUGCAGCUAUCGAUACUACCGUGGACAAUGACAUUGCAUCUCAGUUCGUUCUGCAAAAGAAAAUUGCCGGAAAAUCUCUCUCAGAUGUUUUCUCCACUCUUCCGCUUGCUGAAAAGCUUGAACUUACGACUGUCGUGGCUCAACUCUUUAUUAAAAUGGAGGACAUCACCUUUGAAGAUCCCGGUAUACUUUCUGGUGCACAACUCUUGCCAUGGGUUUCCACAUCUAUUCAUCAAUCAAGUUCACCGCCAGUAAUAUCAGGCUUCCCUCUCAACAGUAUGACAGUCGGCCCACCCCUCCGAAAGCAAGGUCUUGAAUCUUUGCUUUUCAAUCUUAUCAUCGAGCAGAAGAAAUAUGAUUCUAUGUGCCCUAACGUGGUUUCAUUAUGGAACCAGCUUCUAGAUGUUUUAAAGCAGAUGGAUCAGGUUGGCCUCUUCAAGGAUUCCGAUUCGACAAACAUCUUGUGGAGUUGGGACAUCUGCUCUAGACAUAUCUUCAUUGACAGAGAUGAUUCUCUAACGCCCAUUGUUCCCUGUUCAAAGUCGACAUCAGACACCACACAGCCACCCAAGCCUGAUAAUUUGGACGACAAAAAUACUGGAAGUGAGGCUGAUAUUGAAGAUGAACCUUCUCAGACUCCUGAUGGUCAAACUCAAGUUACAAGUGGUGGGUGGAAGAUUACUGGAACCAUCGACUGGGAUGAUGUCAUGUCAGUCCCUCGUGUCAUUACUAGGAUACCCAGAACCUGGCUCUGGUUUGAUGAUGAUGAGCGUACUGAAUGCUGGGAUGGAGACCGCGAAACUCCUCCUGAACGAGCACUCACCGAAGAUGAACUUGCAAUCAAAAAUCACUUUGAUCAAAUCAUGCAACAAGCCGAUCCCACCUAUAUGAAUGAUACCUAUUUUAGGGGUGUUUGGAUUCGUCGAUUGUUUAAGAUUACGCAAACUGGGUUUAGCACUACCUCCGAUUUUCAGAGAUGUGAUAAACUUUUGAAGGACUGGGGAAAUUACUACGACGGUCAUGUCUUAGCGAUGCAAGAAUCAGGAGGAAGUGAGUCAUCGGAUUAAUUAAUCGCUGUUGAGGGCUAGAUUAAAUUGUUAGGGAGAAGAGUCAUGAUUGGGAUUAUAUUUUAUGGAGUUUGAAAUCAUGAUGGGGAAUGUAAUGUCUAAGUAGAUAAUAAUAUUCA
This is a messenger RNA of Botrytis cinerea B05.10, 3495 nucleotides long. RefSeq lists its product as hypothetical. Bases 368 to 3376 code for a protein of 1002 amino acids. NCBI's taxonomy places the organism in Eukaryota, Fungi, Ascomycota, Leotiomycetes, Helotiales, Sclerotiniaceae. The transcript has a single exon. The record is from RefSeq and is a predicted model, not a curated record.